AUGCUUGGUCAAUGUUUGAAUGAUUCGAUUCCUACUUAUGUUUUGACUUCCUCCUUUUCUAUUCCGACGAAUUGGCCAUUGCUCGCAGUUCACACGUCUAAACAAGUACUUCAAAUGUUUAAGGAAAUGGGAUAUAAUCCUCAAAUAUCUCUGGCCAUAAAAGGUGCUCUUGAGAAGGUGUUUAAGAGAUUUGUUAAAGAUACUCCUGAGAUAGUUCUUAAGAAAUCAGAAAAGUUGAAGUUAAAGUCUAUGUCUUGUGGUGUUGUGAUUAUGGACGUUUCGAAUGAGAAGGAUCAAAAAUACAAGAAAUGCAAACCUAUUGGUCUGUUGAAACAAUUUAAGAAGCUUAGGGCUCAAACAAUCAAAGAACCUUUUACCACAACAAAGCCAACACCUAAUGUUUUCAAAGUUGAUCAAGAUAGCAAAGAAAUAGAUGAUAAAGUUAUUAAACCUAAAAAUCUAACGAGGAAUGUUUCACCAAGAGAGGUUGCCAAUGUCAAAUCAAAUGCUUAG
Messenger RNA from Lactuca saligna, 513 nucleotides. NCBI's taxonomy places the organism in Eukaryota, Viridiplantae, Streptophyta, Magnoliopsida, Asterales, Asteraceae. The record is from the annotation of a GenBank genome assembly.